GGGUAGAAGUCGAAAGAUGUGUGGCGUAGAUGAAAAUGCAACUUCCUGUUAAGAAAAGGCCUUAACGCAAAGCUGAAGGAGAGAGUGUCUCUGACACUAGAGACUCUGUCUGCGGACCCAAAAAAACAAGCUUGAAGUUUUAGACGCAACAGCAACUAGACCAAUUGAUUAGACAAAUAACAACACGACAUAUGGUGUCUUAGAAGAGGUGCUUGAACUCUUGGAUAUGGCGAGAUUUUUUGGACUAGGGUCCUUGCUUUUGUUCCUAUGCUUGGCUCCAUGUGUAUUGCAGGAAGGCAUUUCUGCCAAGUCUUCCACUCCUCCCACUCCAACAAAAUUGCCUGCAGCCACAGGCCCCUCACCCACAAGCACUUUUACACAGACCUCAAAUCCAACAGAUAUCAGUAAAGCCACAAGCCCCUCACCCACAAGCACUUUUACACAGACCUCAAAUCCAACAGAUAUCAGUAAAGCCACAGGCCCCUCACCCACAAGCACUUUUACACAGACCUCAAAUCCAACAGAUAUCAGUAAAGAUAACCACACAAUCAGCUUACUUGCAAGCACCCAACCACAACAACACAACAUACAAACAGAGAUUACAUAUGCAGAACCACCUUCACAAGUUACAGUGAAUGACUCCACCACGCUUACACACACCUCCAUCAAACCUCUCACCUCCACCCACAACAGCUCAUCUGUAUCUGCUCUCACCAGCGCAGAGAGUCAGUCUAAAAAGAUAAACCAGACUCCAGCAGAAAUCUCCCCUACACCCCCACUCAACACCUCACAUCAACAGAGCCCCGACACCACAGCAGCAGCCACAAACCCCUUACCCACACGCACUAUUACACAAAUCACCAAACCAACAGAUACAGGUGUGAGUAACCUCACCUCAGCUGCAAGCACCACCACACCUCUCACCUCCACCCAAUCCAGCUCAACCUCACCUGCACUCACCACAGAUAACUUAACAAGCCAAGUGAUGUGUCAAUACACCCUUCAGAAAAAUGAAACAAUCCCCCCGGUGGUGAAAAUCACUGGUUCCACUAACAGAACUUACACAGUCAUGCUAGUGGGUACACAGAAUGAGACUUUGCUUAAAAUAAAUGGAUCUUCCCCCUUCAAUAUACCAUUUAAACAGUUGAAGCCAUGCACUAAGUACACUGUCAGAGUAGACGGCUGCAGUUCCUCUGGAGACACCAUGUUUUUUUACAAUGUCAAAGAAAGUAAAACCCCUUCUGUCAGUGAGGUAUCUGGUGAAGAUAAAGUAUGUUUUAAGGAUGGUACAUGGAAUCUGUCGAAAUGUGAGGAUGUAACCCCUGAAAACUCUUGCAAAUGGAAGGCAAUUGUCUUUGAACUUGAACGUUGCAACUACACAAUGAAUGUCACCAUGCCCCCUGUCAAGCCUGUCAUAAAAUUUACUGAAGCCAUCCCCUCUCAAUUUAACUGGACUAAUAAACAGGAUAAAUGUGAUUACAAACUUGAAGUCAAGUGCAUCAAUGGCAAAAACACCAAUACUUAUGGUAUAAAUAAACCAGUGUCGUUAUUGCCUUUAAUACAUUAUGACUGCACCGGAGAAGUCUCUUACCAGAAUAAAUACAUCAAAAGUAAAAAUAUCUCAAUUAAAAUUGACUGCGAGUGGGGGAAAAACGCAGAGAUAAAUAGUGGCACGCACCAUAUUUGUAUGUCAUGGAAACCUCAUGUGUCCCCAAAUGACAAAUGCCCAGGGUUUAAAUUGCAAAAUUUUUCAGCCAAAUGCGAUGGAAAGAACACACCUGAAGGAACGAUUGAAACAUGCAACAUCACAGAUGAUGUAAAAUGUGCUUUUAAGAGCUUACAACCAUAUACCGAGUAUGAAUGUGAAAUGAAUGCUACUAUGUCCGGCAUGAAAUACACUAUUUCCAAAUUGCUUAAGAAAACAAUGCCUUACAAGCCCAACUUCACAUCAAAAAUUAAAGUAAAUUACCAUGGUCACAAUUCUUUUACCGCAAAAUGCGAUGGUCCUACAUAUUGGAAUGGGGAAGAGGGAACAUUCAAAGCUGAACUCAUAAACAACAGAAAACAUGAAAUAACCACCAAAUCUCAGAAGUGUAAUUUUGAUUUUUCAAAUCUUUACUACCUUACCACAUAUACGAUUAAGAUUACAGCCAUUAAUGGAAAUAAUUUAGAGGAACAUAUUUCCGAUGAAACUACUACUAGGUACAACGAUAAGGCCGUCAUUGGAUUCCUGGUUUUCCUAAUUAUUGUGACGUUAGUUGCUCUCCUGUUUGUGCUGUACAAAAUUGUCCUGCUCAAACGAAAACGGCAUAAAGAAGAGGAAAAUAUUCCUCUGAUGCAACCCCUUCUCAGUGUUGAGCCCAUCGGUGCAGACAGUUUAGUGGACACUUACAAGAAGAAGAUCGUUGAUGAAGGACGUCUGUUUCUGGCUGAAUUUCAGAGCAUCCCACGAAUUUUCAGCAAUUACACCAUCAAAGAGGCUAAGAAAACAGAAAACCAGUACAAGAACCGCUACGUUGACAUUCUGCCUUAUGACUAUAAUCGCGUUACACUCUCAACUGGAAGUGAAGGUGACUACAUAAAUGCCAGCUUUAUUGAGGGAUACAAAGAGCCAAAGAAAUACAUUGCAGCCCAAGGACCCAAGGAUGAGACCAUUGAUGAUUUCUGGAGAAUGAUCUGGGAGCAAAAGUCCUCCAUUAUCGUCAUGGUUACCCGUUGUGAGGAAGGAAAUAAGAGCAAGUGUGCUCAGUAUUGGCCAUCUUUGGACAGUGAGACUGAGAUUUUUGAAGAUUUUGUGGUGAAAAUCAGAUCAGAGGACCACUGCCCCGAUUACAUCAUUCGCCAUCUGGUCCUAACCAAUAAGAGAGAGAAAGCUACAGAAAGAGAAGUCAACCACAUUCAGUUCAUCAGUUGGCCUGACCACGGAGUACCUGGAGACCCCAGCCUGCUUCUGAAGCUUAGGAGAAGAGUCAACUCCUUCAAGAACUUCUUCAGUGGCCCAAUCGUGAUUCACUGCAGUGCAGGAGUUGGACGUACAGGAACGUAUAUUGGCAUUGAUGCCAUGAUUGAAAGUCUUGAGGCGGAGGGUAAAGUGGACAUCUAUGGAUAUGUAGCAAAACUACGUCGCCAGCGUUGCCUCAUGGUUCAAGUGGAGGCCCAGUACAUACUGAUCCACACUGCUCUGAUAGAGCACAACCAGUUUGGAGAGACAGAGAUCUCUCUAUCUGAGUUUCAUUCAGAACUCAACACCUUCAGACAGAAAGAUGGAAAUGACCCCAGCUUGCUUGAAAUGGAGUUCCAGAAACUCCCCAAGUUUAAAAACUGGAGAACAUUUAACACAGCAAUUAGCGAGGACAACAAGAAGAAAAACCGCUACUCAUCUGUUGUCCCAUAUGACUUCAACCGAGUCUUGUUCAGACUGGACAUGGAGUGCAACCAGACGAGCGAUCCUGAGGAUGAGGAUGAGUAUUCGUCAGAUGAGGAAGAAGAAGAAUCCAAUGAAUACAUCAACGCCUCAUUCCUUGAUGGUUACUGGUGUAAUAAGAGUCUCAUUGCAGCACAGGGGCCUCUACCAAACACAAUGGCAGAGUUCCUGCUUAUGCUUUAUCAACAACAAACUAAAACAUUAGUCAUGCUCACAGAUUGCACUGAAGAUUGCAAGGAUUAUUGCGCUCAGUAUUGGGCAGAUGAAAAGAAAGUGUUUGGGGAGAUGGAAAUCGAGGUGAAAAAGACAGAGAGUUUCCCAACUUAUGUCAGACGGCGCUUGGAAAUACAAUCCACAAAGAAGAAAGAAAUCCUUGAGGUGGAUCAGUAUCAGUUCUUGAAGUGGAGAAACAGUGAACUUCCAGAGAACCCUCAGGAGUUGAUAGAGAUGAUACGAAACAUUAAAGAGAACGGUGGCUACGACAACAGCAAAAUUAACCGGAAUAUCCCUGUUGUUGUGCACUGCAACAAUGGAUCAUCGCGUACUGGAAUCUUCUGUGCCUUAUGGAAUCUCAUGGACAGUGCAUCCACAGAAAAAUUGGUGGACGUGUUCCAGGAGGUCAAAAAUUUACGCAGGGAGAGGCAGGGAAUGAUUGAAACAAUUGAGCAGUAUCAGUUCCUCUAUACAGCUCUAGAGGGAGCCUUCCCUGUGCAGAACGGCGGCAUAAAGACACCGGCUUCAAACGACAAAGUUCAAAUCGUCAACGAAACCACAGCACUUCUUUCAGAAACUGCCAGCAAUACCUGUGUUGACCAGAAGGGGGCAGAAACCAGCCAAGCCAAAGAGAGUAGUGCGCAGGAAGCCACUGCUGCUGCUACAGAAAAUACCACUGCUUCAACUUCACCAGCAGAUAGAGCCAGUGAGAAUUGCAGCGUGUCUGAAAAAGCCUCCACAGAGGGUGCCAAAAAUGGGCCCUCUGUGACUGUAGACGUUUGAGCAUUGUGACGUGUUAUCAUGGGCAUCAUGCACCUUUAUUUUUGAGGGGGCACACCACACAUGUGUAUGAUGUGUUAGUCAAGUGGUGUAGUUUUCGUUAAGUGUGCUAGGUCAUCCCAGUUUGAAUCCCAACCUAAGACAUAAAAAUGUUCUGUUUUAAAAAACCAGGCAAAAGUACAACUGAAAUCGACAGACAGUUCUUUAUAUGAAAAAGUAUCAUACGAGUUUGUAGUAACAUGAUGUCUGGUCGAUAACAACAGACUUUUCAAUUAAAAAAGAUAUUUUUUUAAAUGUUGCUGAUUUGACACCAAGUGUCGUAAAGAAAGAUAUGAGAUACCAACUUGUCCAGUAAAUAUAUAGCUAUCAAGCUUAUCCAGAAAAGCACAUUUGAGUUCUUGUUUUACAUUUUAACUUAACUGUAUAUUUACGGUACGUUAGGCCAGUGUGAUUUUUGAGGGAGUUCAGGUAGGCUCAGUCGGUUGUGCUGAUUCAGUCUCAGGUUUUAGUUUUGAAUUUCUGUAUAAAGGUGCUGUUUUUUAUUAUUAUUCAUUUCACAUGUGUAAAGGGUUUACUGUGCUUUAGGACUUGAUUUUUUUAGGCUAUCAAAUUGCAUUUUUGAAUGUAUUGUAAAAUAAGACUUUACUAAAAAUAUUUUCUGUAUUUUUGUUUGAAACCUGUAUCAAAGUGCAGUCUUGUAUGUUGUUGAAUCUAAAUUACGGUGUCUAAUAUGCUGGAUGGAAAUGUUUGGCAGGAGUGAGUGCUUAUGACUUUGAGAACAAAACAGAAAAUAAGGGCAAAGAUAACUUUGCACUACAUCGCUGUCCUCAAACUAGCUUUCAUUUCACAAUUUCUUUCUGAACUUUCAAAGCAGAGUACAUUUUUUUCCCUUUUAAGCAGAUGUUCAGUGUAACUUAACAAAAAGAAUAAAGGAUAUCUUGAGUAAUAA
Myxocyprinus asiaticus (Chinese sucker) is the source of this 5366-nucleotide messenger RNA. Its product is annotated as receptor-type tyrosine-protein phosphatase C-like. Gene Ontology annotation, molecular function: protein tyrosine phosphatase activity; protein binding. The record is from RefSeq and is a predicted model, not a curated record. NCBI's taxonomy places the organism in Eukaryota, Metazoa, Chordata, Actinopteri, Cypriniformes, Catostomidae. Gene Ontology annotation, biological process: protein dephosphorylation; negative regulation of protein kinase activity; positive regulation of peptidyl-tyrosine phosphorylation. The transcript is spliced from 39 exons. Bases 227 to 4420 code for a protein of 1397 amino acids.